AAAGUAUUCUAGAAGGCCUGUUUGGACCUGGAUUAUUAAAAGAUCUCAGUUUGUUUAAAGACUGUGAGCCUGAAGGUGUUUCUGAUUGGUCUUUUGAUGAAAAUUGUCUUUUCUGCUGCCUCAGAAGAGAAAAAGUGAAGGAACACUUAGUCAGUCUGGAUGAGCCAGCCUCGGAAGCUGGACAAGAAGCUCUGCUUAGACAAGAGCAAGCAAAAAUCAUUCGGUUUGAGAGGCAAGCGGAAGAGUUCCUCAAUGCAGUCUUUUACAGAAAAGACAGUCCUAGGGUCUCUGACCCCAAUAUUCCCCUAGUGGCCCGUGAGAUCAUGCAGCGAAUGAUCCGACAGUUUGCUGCUGAAUAUACCUCAAAAAAUAGCUCUACUCAGGACUCCAGCCAGCCCAAUAGCACAAAGAACCAAAGCCUGCUGAAAGCAUCUCUGGUCGCCUCCUCUCCCACGGCUGCAACUGCUCAGAACCCUGUGCUCAGCAAACUUCUCAUGGCUGACCAAGACUCACCUCUGGACCUUACUGUCAGAAAGUCUCAGUCAGAACCUAGUGAACAAGACGGAGUGCUUGAUUUAUCCACUAAGAAGAGUCCUUGUGCCGGCAGCACCUCUCUGAGUCAUUCUCCAGGGUGCUCCAGUACUCCAGGGAAUGGGCGACCUGGGAGACCCAGCCAGCACCAUCCGGAGGGACUACAGAGUGGUGAUGGGGGACCUCCGAGAAGCUUGCAGGAUGGAACCAGGGAAGGUUAUGGCCACUCCACAUCUCUUAAAGUUCCACUGGCUCGAUCACUCCAGAUUAGUGAAGAACUGCUGAGCAGAAACCAGUUUUCUACGGCUGCCAGCCAUGGGCCAUCUGGACUACAGAAUCAUGGACAGCACUUAAUAUUAUCCAGGGAGGCUUCUUGGGCAAAACCACACUACGAAUUCAAUUUCAGCCGCAUGAAAUUCAGGGGAAAUGGUGCACUCAGCAACAUCAGUGACCUUCCUUUUCUUACAGAAAACUCUGCCUUUCAAAAAAUGGCACUUCAAACUAAACAGGAUGGGAAAAAGGACGUGAGCCAUUCGUCUCCUGUGGAUUUAAAGAUACCACAAGUUCGAGGCAUGGACCUUUCAUGGGAGUCCCGCACUGGUGACCAGUACAGCUAUAGCUCUUUGGUAAUGGGUUCACAAACGGAGAGCGCGCUUAGCAAAAAGUUAAGGGCUAUCCUUCCAAAACAAAACAGGAGAAGCUUGCUGGAUGCUGGACCAGAUUCCUGGGGCUCAGAUGCUGAGCAGUCUACCUCUGGACAGCCAUAUCCCACCUCAGAUCAAGAGGGAGAUCCUGGCUCCAAGCAACCUAGGAAGAAAAGAGGGAGAUACAGACAGUACAACAGCGAGAUACUGGAGGAAGCAAUCUCUGUGGUUAUGAGCGGGAAAAUGAGUGUUUCCAAAGCUCAGAGUAUUUAUGGGAUCCCCCACAGUACACUGGAGUACAAAGUUAAAGAGAGGCUGGGCACUUUGAAAAACCCUCCAAAGAAAAAAAUGAAAUUAAUGAGGUCGGAGGGGCAGGAUGUUUCAGUAAAGAUUGAAUUAGAUCCCCAGGGAGAAGCAGCACAAAGUGCAAAUGAAUUGAAAGAUGAGUAGGGAUGUUGUAGAGUGCCAAUUACUUUGCAAACUGGGUGAGCACUACUGCAUAGUUCAACCACCAUUGAGCACACCUGAUUCCUCUUUUUACUGCAACACUCUUUCCUUUGCAGUUUAGCAUAGACUUGUGUGGACACAGGUGAAAGGUGUGCUCUGAAUGUCACACUUGUAAAUUUUUCUAGCCUGCUAUGGCACAGUUCCCCCUCCUUCACCUGUCCACCAACCCCCCU
Rhea pennata is the source of this 1855-nucleotide messenger RNA. Its product is annotated as ligand-dependent corepressor. The record is from RefSeq and is a predicted model, not a curated record. Gene Ontology annotation, molecular function: DNA binding. Gene Ontology annotation, biological process: regulation of transcription by RNA polymerase II. Gene Ontology annotation, cellular component: nucleus. NCBI's taxonomy places the organism in Eukaryota, Metazoa, Chordata, Aves, Rheiformes, Rheidae. Bases 324 to 1625 code for a protein of 433 amino acids. The transcript has 6 exons.